ACCCGACCGACUCAAUUCGAUCGUAGCCGUCGAACGAGCAGGACGGUUAAGCGCGUGCGUACGUGAGUGUGCGAGAGUGUGUUGUGUUUGCGCAUCGUCUUAAAACGUUUUGUUGUUGGUCGUCGUCCGACACACCCGAGUGGCCUGCAUCUUUGAAAGCGUGUGCGCGUGGGUGCAUCGCGGGUUGUAACGGUGAACCGUCAGUGGAAAAGUUCAGGUGCUAUCCAGCGAGCGGGACCGCCUAAAGGGUUCGUCUGUGUAUAAGUAACGGGUUCAAGUUACAUCGGGCGCCAGUCCUCCAGGUCAAAAGGAAAAAAGUAGAUCAAACCGUCCCAACCAUGUCACCAUUCGGGUUCAACGAUCCACUGACGGCGAUAGCAUCCGCAGUCACGGGUGUAGCGAUCGUACUGUCACUAAUCAAAUACUACCUCUACCUCACCUGCGGACACUUUACCUCCUCUCGAAAUAUGGAAGGUAAGACGGUACUCAUUACCGGUGCAAACUCGGGCAUUGGCAAGGAAACUGCCCGUGAUUUGGCGAAACGAGGCGCCCGCGUCAUUAUGGCCUGCCGAAACAUGGCGACGGCAAAGGAGGCACAAGAUGAGAUAGUGAAGGAAACGGGCAACCAGAACGUAACCGUGCUGCAGCUAGACCUCAGCUCGCAAGCCUCCGUCCGCGAGCUGGCAGCGGAAGUGCUCCGGACCGAGCGCAAGCUGGACGUGCUGAUCCACAAUGCCGGCUUUGCCGAAACGUUCCGUAAAUCGAAAUCCGUCGACGGUAUCGAGUUUACGAUGGCCACCAACCACUACGGACCGUUCCUGCUGACGCAUCUGCUGAUCGAUCUGCUGAAGCGCUCCGGCCCGAGCCGCAUCGUGGUAGUUGCCUCCGAGCUGUACCGUUUCGCCUCGGUCAAUCUGGACAAUCUGAACCCGGUCGGUAGCCUUCCGGCGUACCUGUACUACGUGUCGAAGUGUGCGAACAUUAUGUUUACGCGCGAGCUGGCCCGCCGGCUCGAGGGUACGUCCGUGACGGCGAACUGCCUGCACCCGGGCAUGAUCGAUUCCGGCAUCUGGCGUAACGUACCGUUCCCGCUCACGCUGCCGAUGCGCGUGAUCAAGAGCUUCUUCAAGACGACCGUCGAGGGUGCGCAGACCUCGCUGUAUCUGGCCUGCUCCGAGGAGGUGCAGGGCGUCACCGGCAAGUACUUCAUGGACUGCAAGGAGGCAACGCUCAGCGCAAGCAUUAGCGACAUGGAACGGGCCCGCAAGCUGUGGGAGGAGUCGGCAAAGAUCGUCAAGCUUACCGAGAGUGAUCCCAAAAUUUGAUCAGCAUUCAUUCGACGGUAGCAGCAACUUUUCUCGUCUAGACUUUCUUCUUCCAACUGUCCUGCAUGUUUGAUCAUCCAAUUCCAAAGAAAAAAAAGUUUGGGAUUUUUGUGUUUUUUUUUUUCAUUUAUUCUUUCAUAUCAUUUAAACGUCACACGAUCCUCGUUAGCAAUUGCGGUGUGUUGAAUAAAUAAAUCUAUGUUGAUCCGUCGUUUAGCGGGUUGGGUACAAGUCAGUGACCGGCGGGCUUUAGCUUUUUGUUUUGUUUUGGCCGGCCCUCAAAAACGCUCUCGAAGAAUGUGUUUACCGUGUGUGUGCUGUGUUUGCUGCUGAUUGUCAAUUUUUGCAUUACUUGCUUCAUUUGUUCAUGCGAUCGUAGGGUGGUUUUCAUUUCACGCUUCGCUGACGGUUUUUUUUUGUUUGAAUUAAUUUUUUUCUUUUAUUCGUUAACCUACUUCUACUAGCGCUUCCAGGAAAGUCUACUUUACCACAGGAAAAGGAAAGGUUCAUUUAUUAAUGCUCAACCACGAAAUGGGUUUUUUUUAUUGUUUUUGAGAAGUUAUUUGCUGCCAAUUUCAUCAUUCAUUUAACGUGUGGGAUGCAUCAGCAGUAUUCGCGAUAGGUUAGUGGGUUAAAAACAUACCAGAGUAUUUUUUUAUAAUUACUUUAGUUAAGUAAAAUUUCAUUACUGUUCAUGUCAUGAGGAAUAAAUUAACUUGCAUCGUCCAUUGUUUCCACUCAA
This is a messenger RNA of Anopheles stephensi (Asian malaria mosquito), 2067 nucleotides long. RefSeq names its product retinol dehydrogenase 14. The coding region runs from base 339 to 1325 and encodes 328 amino acids. The transcript is spliced from 4 exons. NCBI's taxonomy places the organism in Eukaryota, Metazoa, Arthropoda, Insecta, Diptera, Culicidae. The record is from RefSeq and is a predicted model, not a curated record.